CAUCAACAAUGGAACAGGAUCGCAUUCUAGCCACAUUCAAGAUAUUAAUAAUAGGCGAAAGUGGCGUAGGAAAAUCUAGUCUGAUGCUUCGCUUCACCGAGAAUGACUUCGACAGCGAUCAAGCGCUUACGAUCGGCGUGGACUUUAAAACGAAAAUGCUCGACAUUGACGGCGUGAAGGUGAAGCUCGCCAUCUGGGACACGGCUGGCCAGGAACGGUUUCGUACGUUGACCCCCAGCUACUACCGGGACGCACAGGGCGCCAUACUGGUGUAUGACGUCACGAAAAAGGACACAUUCCAGAAGCUAGAGUCGUGGCUGAACGAGCUGGAAAUUUACGGUACGCGCAACAACAUGGCCAAAAUGAUUGUGGGCAAUAAGAUCGAUCAGCCGAACAGGGCGAUCAGCCGGGACGAAGGGUUCCGGUUUGCCAAAAAGCACCGGAUGAUGUUCAUCGAAACGUCGGCCAAAACGAGCGAAGGUGUAAAGGAUGCAUUUGAGGAGGUAGUUCGUAAGAUUAUGGAGACAGAUGGGCUCUGGGAAAGGAACGAUUACGGUGAUGGAGUUGAUCUGCAUGGUAAUCGGGUACCUGCAUCUGGUUCGUGCUCCUGUUAGCUUCCAA
Molecule: messenger RNA, 621 nt
Organism: Anopheles maculipalpis
Lineage: Eukaryota; Metazoa; Arthropoda; Insecta; Diptera; Culicidae
Product: ras-related protein Rab-18-B-like
Exons: 3
Coding region: 9-614 (201 amino acids)
Molecular function (GO): GTP binding; GTPase activity
Source: RefSeq, a predicted model, not a curated record